Molecule: messenger RNA, 1726 nt
Organism: Schistosoma haematobium
Lineage: Eukaryota; Metazoa; Platyhelminthes; Trematoda; Strigeidida; Schistosomatidae
Exons: 8
Coding region: 55-804 (249 amino acids)
Source: RefSeq, a predicted model, not a curated record
GACGUAAACUGUGUAAUUGAUUUCAGAAAACUUGGUGAAUUACAGUGAGCAAAUAUGUUUAGAUCACAAGUAGCAGUUGUUUGGUUUCUCUUCUUUCUCCUGGUCUGCAAUGCAGGAGAUCAAGAAGUGGCAGCUCAGACUCUUGAGUUUUCAAGUAAAGAUAUCGUUGUAAAUACACUCUCCGUCCGUGUUAAGGAGUGGGAUGAAAUAAUUGAAAAUAAGGGAGUAGCACAAUCCCUAAAGCUUCUGGAUAGAUACUGUGCAAAUGUUGUGGAUGUGGUGAAGGAAUUGAAACCAAAGUUGAGUUCUGCUACUCUGUCAUGUGAUAUCGAUCACUCACAAAGGCCAAAUGAUAUCCGUGUCGAUACUGUUAAGGUUGAACUGGCAGUGUUAUCGAGUGAAAUGGAAAAAGUAUUUUCAUCGAAAACGUGGUUCCCAUCGUUGAAGAAUUCACUUGAAUCGGGUAAUGUGAAUGUGAAUAGCGCGUGGAUAAUUGAUAUCGUUUCAGUGAGUGAUCCGACAGCCGUUGGCCGUGAAUCCUAUCUGUUCCAAAAAACCUAUUCUACGAGUUUAGUAACUACUGAUAAGUGCCGUGAGCUGAAGAUCAUUAUGUCGAAUAUAUAUACUGGAUUCGGUGAAACAAUGACGAACUGCUCCUUCGAUGUGUUGACAGGAGAUAUAAGCACGACGAUGGACUACCGAGAACUUAUGAAGAAAGGGUAUUGCUGUUCAGAGUAUAAUGUAUAUAGAAGAAAUUACUGGUCUAUUUAUGAAUUACUAUAUGAGGGUGAAAGCGGUGAGUAAUUCUGCAAAACAGGUGAAGAAUACAAAAUUAUUAUCGAAAAAUGUUUAAGGAAAGUGUACGCAAGUGUCGCUGAAAAAUGUCGCGACAGAUUAAAAAAUAAUGCAGACGAGAGCAAACACACAAGCACACACGCACAUAAAUGCACUCAAGCAUUAGUACACAAGAACAUAAGGCGAUCAGUGAAUGAAAUUUCAGACAUCAGUACCAGACUGUUUCAUUGUCCCAUUGAACUUACUCUGUCGGUUUGUUUCUUGAUGCAUUCCUGUUAUUUAGGUGAGAAUACGAUCAAACCGCCCAAAAUAACUCAACCCGAAAUAACCAUUGACAAGAAAAAUACUACUCUCGGUAAGUUUGCUCAACUAACGGUUUCUCUCUCUCUCUCUGGUUUGCAAAUUAAGGAGCUUGAGACAUAUCAACUUUUGUAUUUAUAUGGUUAGUGAAUGACUAUUCAGUCAUCGGUUUUAUUCUGUUUCACUGUCUCACUGAACUUACUCUGUUGAUUUGUUUCUCGAUGUCUACUUGUCAUCCAGUUGGGAAUUGCCAUUUUUGUAUACUCAUCGUAUAAGUCGCAAACAAAGACGCCUAUCACUCGACACUCGAUAGUGAAACCACGUCGAGCUCAACGAAAUUCAAUUACACGGUUUAAUAAAAAUCAGGCACACGAUUGACCAGCACAUGCAGUCACCUUCACUUGUAGUGUGUAUGACUUGUGCUACACAUCGAUAGAACAUAAAAUGAUACAGAGCAGUGGUGAAAUUCCAUUGAUCUCACAUAUUCUUGGUACUGGAUAUACUUCGACCACAGAUACCAUCAAGUUCCACACAACGAAUUAUAUUGUCACUCGACAAGAACACGAAUCUUCUCUUUUAUGUUUACUAGUGAAAAAGUCAACCACAGUUCGUGAUACGACCUUCAUGACUA